AUGCACGUCCUACCAUUUGUCCAAGUCAAAGACCUAGCCCCCUCGGCUUCGUUCUACGCCGCUGUGGCUCAACCCCUCGGUCUCCGUUAUAUAUCUUCCACUCCCACUUCAAUAGUGUUUGGCGAUAGUUCUUCAUCUUCCCCCGAACCAGUCUUCGAAGUGAAGCAGAAUACCAACUCGGACUCACAAUUUGUGCAACCCUGUCGCCUCGUCCUUUCGGCGGGAUCACCCUCGGCCGUUGCUGCUUUCCACGGAGCUGCCUUGCGUUCGAAUCCUAAACUAAAGGACGGCAACUACAGCGUCAACUAUUUGCGUGUACAGAACUCGGAUCCAGACGAAGAGAGCCGCGCUAUCAUCGGCGAUUUUGACGGAAACAUCAUGGAGGUCGUCCAUGCUAAUUCUUCCAAGAAGUAUGCCUCGAGCCGUGCAGGCUCGACGGUAAGCCGGUCUCAAUCCUCUUCUACCCAGGAAAGCAGCCGUGUCCUCGACUGGACUCUAGAUGUUGGCGCUCCCCUGGUUCCUUUACCACGGUCUAUCGCCGGAUCCAGUGGGCCUAGCACCACGGUGGGUAGCCGCGCUUCUAGCGGCGAGUCCUAUACCAUGGCGCGACAAAGUGUUACGACAUCAUCAUCAACUAUCGAGACCCCACCCGAGGAGGCCCCAAAAGGAUUGAAUACUACCACCGUCCUGGGUGCCGUCUUCGGUCUGGCGGUGGGCGCUGCUGUCGGUGGCGCGCUAACCUAUAACUCGAUAAUGAACAAGCAAGAGCAAGAGCAAGAGCCUAUUGCGUUCCAGGGUCAUGAUAUGCCGCCCUUUACUAGACGGUCUACAUACCCGGACCAGUCUCCGAACCGGCCCCGAUACUACCCUCCCAGCAGCUACAAUGGUGGUCACUCGAAGGCUGGUGGUCCGCGAGGCAGAGCGAUCGAAGACAUGGACGACCGUGCCAGUCGUUACUCAAGCCAUUACACUACCAGGAGUCGGUCGCGCGGCCGCAGCGAGGCAUCCUCGUCUAGACGCUCCCUGAUGGUAGACGAGCAUGAGCACAGAGGUGAUGCCGGAUCGAAAUACAGCGAGAGGCGACCAAUGGAAUCAGAGUAUCGCAGUAACACAGGCCGGUCCAGACACGCCCCUGCCCCCGACUCCCGCGGCCAUGCGAGCUCGCGACACUCGCCCGACUCGGAGUCGGACUGGCGCACGUACGUCAGUUCCAAGCACACAUCUGCGUCAUCGCGGCCGCGUGAGGCAGAGACCGAGACGUACGUCUCGGCUCGCACCGACAAAUCGGCCGGCACGAUUCGCGGCACACGGACCUCCCCCCCGCGACCUCAGUCUAAAGCCGGAACUCGGUAUUCGGCUAAAGGGUCUGGAGGUAAUAGAUCACGGAGUGUGAAGCGUCCGGAGAGCCAUGCUGGCAGCGGUUAUGUAGUCUGGGAUGAUGAUGAUGCGGGGAGUGUAGCACCGAGCGAUAGUAUCAGUAAUAUUGGGAGUCGGCAUGGGAAGCGGUCGCAGUAUGUUUGA
Molecule: messenger RNA, 1521 nt
Organism: Daldinia childiae
Lineage: Eukaryota; Fungi; Ascomycota; Sordariomycetes; Xylariales; Hypoxylaceae
Exons: 1
Coding region: 1-1521 (506 amino acids)
Source: RefSeq, a predicted model, not a curated record